AUGAGUGUGGGACUCAAUAUUCUUUGCCAUAAGCUUCAGGCUGCGCUGGACAACCGCCGCGAAGAGGGUCGACUUAUUGACCCUCCUUCUGCGGCUACUCUGGCCAAAAUGAAAGACUUUGGCUCUAACGACAGCCUCUCUCUGUCAUCCUCCGGGGUUCUAUCGAAGGCAUUUUUGCGCGAGCUUCGGAAACACCCCAACUUCACUGUCGGAAGUACCUCUUCACGAAUUUUAGAUGGUACCAAACAGUAUCUAGAGAACAUUGAGCGUGACUUGGCUCAGUUUCACGGUGCUGAGUCGGCCAUGUUCUUUAGCUCGGGGUAUGAUGCUAAUGUAGCCGUUUGGUCUGUGAUCCCGCAGCCUGGUGACUUUGUCGUUUAUGACGAGCUCGUGCACGCAAGCAUUCAUGACGGAAUGAGAAGGGGACGAGCCACGACUGUCCCAUUUAAACACAGUGAUUGUGAAUCUCUUCGAGACUGCCUGGAGGGCAUCAAAGCUGGGCACCCUGCCGUUUCUGAAGGGAAACAGGUAGUCUUCAUAUCACUGGAAUCUUUCUACAGCCUGGAUGGCGACAUGGCUCCAGUUCUUGAGAUAGUGGAUGUUGUCCGUGAGACACUUCCGCGGGGAAAUUAUGUGCUUGCAAUCGAUGAGGCCCACUCCAAUGGAAUUGUCGGACCAAAUGGCUCGGGGUUCAUCUGUCAUUAUAAACUGGAGGAUGUCUUUGGAAUACGACUUCAGACUUGCGGAAAAGGACUAGGCUCGGCAGGAGGUAAGAAUCAUCCUUUCGUGCUUCCUGGCUAUGGAGUCUAA
Molecule: messenger RNA, 810 nt
Organism: Aspergillus oryzae RIB40
Lineage: Eukaryota; Fungi; Ascomycota; Eurotiomycetes; Eurotiales; Aspergillaceae
Product: aminotransferase class I/II-fold pyridoxal phosphate-dependent enzyme
Exons: 1
Coding region: 1-810 (269 amino acids)
Biological process (GO): biosynthetic process
Molecular function (GO): pyridoxal phosphate binding
Source: RefSeq, a predicted model, not a curated record